Messenger RNA from Adineta ricciae, 1713 nucleotides. The record is from the annotation of a GenBank genome assembly. Lineage: Eukaryota; Metazoa; Rotifera; Eurotatoria; Adinetida; Adinetidae.
AUGGUUUCUAUCAAACAUUUCGAUGAGGACUCGUUCGAGACGACUAACCUUGACGAAGAAUGUUCUUCUCACACCGAUAAUCAUAAAAUUCAUGAAUGCAUUUCGAUCUUGUCAUCCUCUGGGAAUACAAAUGAGCAAAUCAAUGAUCUUCAAGGGUUAAGUUCUUUAUUAUCUCACCAGACGAGUUCCAAUGAGUUCAUUUCGUCGGAAGGUCGACUUAUACGUUCAAAAAUUCAGCGUUUGUUUCAUUUUCUUGCCAAUGAUGAUUAUAAGGAAUCCAUGGCACAAGCACAAGGUGAUCGCAUAUCCAAUCUAGUUCAAGUUGAUCGUGCAUUGAUUGAAUUGGAUAGAAAUGCCACUUUGAAAUUUCGAAAUUAUAAACAAUUACGCGAACAACUUUUAGCAUCGACAGCAGUGAAAACUACCGAGCAGCACGAAACGAAUUUGAAACCAACAACUACCAGCUCGAUUUCUCAGUAUAAUUCUCUGAAAUACUACGUACAUUGGCUUGUUCAGAGUUCAUUUUUCAAAUGGUUUAUCAGUUUGAUCAUUUGUUUAGAUGCAGUCAGACUUACAGUUGAAUAUAGUUCGCCGAAUGAUUCUCAAGCGAUGAUCUAUCGUCUAGCUGUCUUCAUCAAUCGAUGUAUUCUCUUUAUAUAUCUAUUCGAAUUAGUAUUCAAAUGGAUUGAUAAUUUCACAAAUUUUUGGUACUCACCGGUGAAUAUUUUAGAAUUCAUUCUAACCGCUACAUCGCUACUAAAUUUAAUCAGUGAAAUAUAUAUCGAUACAACUGAUGAUGAUAGUUCCCAUUUGGAUCGAAGGUUUCGUAAUAACAAUGAUCCAACACCAGCGAAUACUUUGCAGCGAAUCCGAUCGUAUGGAUCGAUCUUAUCUCUAUUUCGAACCUUGCGUAUGUUACGUAUCUUACGCAUAUUGGAAGUGGUUUUUCGUUUUACUCAAGUACGAAUUGUAUUUAUUGCUUUGAGUCGUUCGGUGAAACUCAUAUUCCAUGUUGUUCUCCUCACAAUCAUCAUCAAUUAUUUUUUUGCAUUAAUUGCUCUUUAUCUAACACAAUUCGGAUUGAAUACAACGUCGGAAGAACAUAUGUCAAAGAUUAAUUCUUUAUUUGGAACAGUGUCUCGAGCAUUCAUAACUGUGUUUCGUUUGUUUACGAAAGAUGAAUGGUAUGAAAUCAAAUUAGAGAUGUACUCUCUAAGAAUCAAUCGAUUCAUCAUCGAUCUGUAUGUCAUUAGUUGGCUAUUUUUCGGCGGUUAUGUACUCAAUCCAUUACUAAUCGGAGCAAUGGUUGGAACAUUCGAUGAAACACGAAAAGAAUUAACUGAAGGUGUUAAAUAUAUCAUAUCGACAACUGGUUUACCAUUGCAAGAAAUCGAUUCGCUUGAAAAUCAAUCGUUUUCCGCCUUUCUAAAUCGCAUCAGUUCGGUGGAUAAUGAUCAUGAUCGAUUCGAUGAAUGGCUUCAUCUUACUUCGAGCGAAAUUCGUUUACUCACUCAAGAUCGUAUUGAAACUCGUUGGCCAAUUUAUAUGGCGUUUUAUUACCUUCAACUACUUGAGAUCUAUUUUGAGAAUCUCGUCGAGCGGCAAUUACUAUUUGAUUUCAUUUCAAUUUAUUUAUUGACAUUACAUGAUAAAGAGAUUAAAUCUCUAAACCCACCAAUACUUUCAUCAUCUUCAGAUGAUGACGACGAUUGA